AUGGUCGCGCCCCCCGAGUACGAAGAGAAAGCGCACGAGAGCGACGGCGGCUCACUCGGCGAUAAGGAGAAGGCGCUCCAGCUAGACUCACCUGUCGAUGCGGACGCGACGAAUGUGGGCCUGCACGAGUUCGCUCUCGCGAUGCGCUCGGGCCUGCGGGUUAGUCCCGAAGAGAGCAGAAGGAUCCGGCGGAAGAUCGACGUGUGGAUCCUGCCGAUGCUGUGCUUGUGUCAAGGGCUGAGUAUCUUGGACAAGACUGCACUCAACUUCGCAAACUUGUACGGCAUGAAGGCCGCACUCCAUCUUUCCGGGGACCAAUUCAACUGGUUCGCAAGCAGUGCGUAUUCCUGCCGGUAUCUCGUAGGAAACUAUCCCGACUCGCGGCUCCUCCAGAGGUUCCCCACAGGGAAGGUCUUGUCAAUCACCACGCUUAUUUGGGCAACCAUUGUCAUUACCACCCCCGCAUGCACCAACUUUGCCGGGACGGUGGUCAACCGCCUUCUCCUUGGCAUGUUUGAGGCGAUCGUGACGCCGGGGAUGACGCUCCUUACCGGUAUCUGGUACACGCAAUCAGAGGUCCCCUUCCGGUCGCUCAUCUGGUACUCGUUCAACGGCUGGGCCGGCAUCUUUGGCGACCUCGUCGCCUUCGGGAUCGGACGGAUCGAGCACCCGCAGAUCGCGCUGUGGAAGUACAUCUUCCUCAUCCUUGGUGGGAUGAGUGUAUGCCUUUCCAUCGCGCUGUGGUUCCUCUUCCCCGACUCCCCGGUGGAUGCGCGCUUCUUCACGGCCGAGGAGAAGAUCCUAGCGGUGAAACGCGUGGCUGAGUCGAAGGUCGGUGUGAAGAACACCGAGUUCAAGAUCUACCAGAUUCGACAGGCGGUCGCAGACCCGAAGACAUGGCUGCUUUUCGUGGCGUCCAUAGCAGCGCAGAUUCCAAACGGUAUCGUCUCAAACUUCUCAACCAUCGUCAUCAAGGGUAUGGGGUUCUCUACCUCCCAGACGACGCUCUUGGACGCCGUGUCGAGCGCAUUCCAGAUCGCCAGUCUUCUGAGCGCCGGGUGGGUUUGCAUGCACUUCAAGAACAUGCGCGUGAUCACGAUGGCCACGGGGAACAUCACCUGCAUUAUCGCCGCGGCAUGCCUCACGUACUUGCCCGCGGAGCAGAAGUGGAACCGCCUCGUCGCGUUUUGGUUCACGUCUUUCCAGUCGGUCGGCUUCUCGUUGUCUCUUGUGAUGAUCUCCAACAAUGUUGGGGGAUUUACCAAGAGGACGUUCACUACGGCGGUGACGUUCGUCGGGUACUGCGUUGGGAACAUCAUUGGGCCCCAUUUCCUCAUUGACAGCGAGGCUCCUACGUAUCCUACAGGCACGACUGCCAUGUUCAUCGGAUACAUCAUCAAGACCAUUGCCCACAUCUUGCUCGGUGUGUACAUGUGGAAGAGCAACGUCAAGAAAGACCGUAUUCACGGCAAAAUCACGUCUUAUGAAGACCAGCUCAAGGGGGAAGAGGCUGGCAUGCGCGAUCUCACCGAGUUCGAGAACCCGUACCACAGGUAUGUCUGCCGCCGGACCAUCGCACAUGUCCGGUAUUCUGAUCCGCUCUGCCAGAUAUGUUUUGUGAGAGCAGAAGCAGUGUUGUAUAUGUACUUGUUCGAGAGGAUGUUCCAUGUAGUCCACGAGAAUCUACUUCUAUAA
Molecule: messenger RNA, 1695 nt
Organism: Epithele typhae
Lineage: Eukaryota; Fungi; Basidiomycota; Agaricomycetes; Polyporales; Epitheliaceae
Product: MFS general substrate transporter
Exons: 26
Coding region: 1-1695 (564 amino acids)
Biological process (GO): allantoate transport; transmembrane transport; dipeptide transport
Cellular component (GO): plasma membrane
Molecular function (GO): allantoate transmembrane transporter activity; dipeptide transmembrane transporter activity
Source: RefSeq, a predicted model, not a curated record